This is a messenger RNA of Trichobilharzia szidati, 2149 nucleotides long. The record is from the annotation of a GenBank genome assembly. Lineage: Eukaryota; Metazoa; Platyhelminthes; Trematoda; Strigeidida; Schistosomatidae.
AUUUCGUAUGUACAAGUAGCAUAAAAUUAUGACACAAUUGAGCAUCAACACUUGGAUGAAUAAAUAGGGAAUUUUGUGCGAAGUAAUAUUCUGACAUCCACUUGUAAUUUCACAGUGGAUAUAUGACUUUAGACAGAACAAACUAAGAUCUCUUUUCAUAUCAAAACAAUAUUCCGAGGAAAUUAAUUCUUAUGUUAACUUUCUGGUUGCGAUUUGAACAUGUCAGUCAUUUUAAAUUAUUUAUAUAGUACCUAUUCAUUGAUAUUAUCACCAUCACCCAUCUUCUUUUCAAUUCUGAUUCUGUUGUCUGAUUUCCUACUGCAUUCAUCCAACUCUAGUCAUCAGAGAUUUCAAAAUGGACCACAGAAGUUUGCUAUUAUAACAACUGGUGGAGUGCCUAAACCUUAUUUUUCACCAAAUAAAGAUUUAUAUGAUAGCGAUUAUUCACGAAAAGUAAAUGUUAAAGUUAGUGAUAUUUUAACUAGACAAGCUGCAGCUGCUGCCUCCUCGUCUUACUUGUCUACCCCGCCAGUCUCAAAUUCCGCAAACAAAGUGAAUGGAAAACUAGCAAGAUCCGAGCAAUCAUUAAAACCAACUUCGGAAUCACAUUCUGGUGGAACCGGUUCUACUGGCAAUCAGAGGGCUCAGAUUGUUGUUAAACCUUCUGGAAAUAUUGACAAGAAUUCCUUACUCUUACCAUCCAAAGCUUCCCAACACUCAAUUGUCAAUGAAGACCGUUCAUGGCCACCUGAACAUUCACAUGAAUUUGAAAGAGUUGAUGUACGCGUGCUGGGUGAACGAAUUGACAGUAAAGCACUUCUUCAUUUGCGUCCAAGCUCUUCUGCAGCAUCAGUGCGUAAAUUACGUCGAAUUCUAGGGUCCGAUUUACAAAACGAGUGGAUGUCUAUAGAAACUCCACUGAAUUCUCUGACGUCGUCUAGUAAAAGUACACGGUCCACGCUAUCAUCUAAUAUUCCUAAGCCUGAUAACCAUUUACUAACUGCAGUAGAAGACUUGAAUUUCACUGUAUUUCGUUCCGUCAAUGAUGACGGAUUAAUUUAUCCAAUCAAAAUGACUAAUGAUCAAGUGAAUGUAAUAAAAAUGUGGUUACUACAACGAGCAACAUGCCCAAUGGAAUAUAUAUGGGAAGAUUUAGGACCAUUAUUUUGGCCUAGAUGGAUUAGACGAGUAGUUUGCAUUAAUACACAUUCUUGUUCCUGGCCACCUGGUAUGCGCUGUCGCUCGAGUGGUUCACGAGCAUUGAAGUUACUGCGAUGGGUGUGCACAAAUGAUUCGGGCAAAGAAGCUUUAUCUAACAGAAGACGACGAGGAUUUCAAUCAAGCAAUUUGCAUAGACUUGAGAGGGAUGUUAAUCAUCAUCAUCAAGCAUUUAUGGAGGAACGAAGAUCAAAACGUGUUCGACGUUUAAUACGUAAACUUAGUCUAACAGCGAAUGGUUAUCACUGUGAAUGGAAUCAAUAUGAAUAUAUGGUUAGUGAUCAUUGUACAUGUGGAUGUGAACAAUCAGCGAUGAAUUCGAAUUAAACAAAAAUCCACUUAGAAAGAACAAUAUACCAAUAUGAAUGUUACUUCUACUUCUUUCCUUGGUAAAUUUUUUCUUCCCUUCAGUAUUAAUACUAUAUUAGUAAGCAUUUGUUCUACUUGCAUUUUCCCUUUUCAUUCUGUUAAAAACAUAUUCAGUUGCACUAAUUCUUGCUUGUAAGUCAGCUUUGCACAGACAUAAUUGAAAAAGUAAAUCUACCUCUUAACUUAAUAAAAAAAUAUUGUUGGACAGUCAACAAAAUUUCAGUCUGCAUGCAUUUAUAUAAUCGUUUAAUAAAAUCUUAUUAUACACUAAAUAUCUGCUGGAAUGUCUGUAGAAUUAAUUUAUGUUUCUGGCUAUAAUUUCAGUCUGCAUAAAACGUGAGUUUAAUGACGAAUUGUUUUGACAAGAUCAUUAAUAACAAAUUUUCACUUCAUUUAGAAAACUAUGUACUAACCCACUGUUAUUUAAAAAAAAGUAAGAUUCACAAUGAUACUGUUUUACUAUUGCUAUAGAUAAAUGAAUCAGUACUCUUAGACAAGUGCAUUUUCGUCUUUUUCAAAGUGUAUAUUAAUGUUCAGAUACGAAAUAAAACUUUAUUUACUC